AUGGAAUUUCUUGAUGUCGAGUUAGAUGAAUGGUCAUGUAGAAUCUGUGGCUUUCAUCGCGUCGUUUCAUCUACGGUUCUAAAAAAUCCGAACUGUUACGAUGAUAUGACAUUGAAUGAGAGUUAUCCCUCUUUUCAAAGGCGUCGUAUCUACACUUAUAAAAAGCUGUUGGCAGACUCGCUUUUUACAGGGCAUGAGGUUAAUGCGAGGCCAGAGCGGCGUUGUGUACUCGCGGCGGCCAUGAUGCAGCGGAUGAUUCGGUUAAGGCAGAUGCUUCUUCCUAGGCUAGAUGGAGGUGAUGAAGGAUGCAUGGAAACAAGUCCCAGAUUUACCAGAGGAGGCUUCUCCACCAAGAUACAGGUGUGA
Messenger RNA from Eruca vesicaria subsp. sativa (arugula), 366 nucleotides. The record is from the annotation of a GenBank genome assembly. NCBI's taxonomy places the organism in Eukaryota, Viridiplantae, Streptophyta, Magnoliopsida, Brassicales, Brassicaceae.